Molecule: messenger RNA, 1242 nt
Organism: Aspergillus tanneri
Lineage: Eukaryota; Fungi; Ascomycota; Eurotiomycetes; Eurotiales; Aspergillaceae
Product: thiolase family protein
Exons: 1
Coding region: 1-1242 (413 amino acids)
Biological process (GO): phenylacetate catabolic process; fatty acid beta-oxidation
Cellular component (GO): peroxisome
Molecular function (GO): acetyl-CoA C-acyltransferase activity
Source: RefSeq, a predicted model, not a curated record
AUGGCCUCUCCAGUUCCCCGAGGCCUCCGCCAGGUCCUCCAGAAGUCUCCCUCGGACGUUGUAAUCCUUUCUUCGCUCCGUACGCCUGUGACUCGUGCGAAGAAAGGCGGCUUCAAGGAUGCAUACCCGGAAGAGCUUCUCGCCAACGUGCUCCGCGCAACCCUCCAGGCAAACCCGAAACUUGACCCAGCCCUGAUCGAUGACGUCUGUAUUGGCUCCGUACUGCAAGAGCUCGGCGGCGCGAAAGCAGGUCGGAUGGCCCAGAUCCAUGCAGGCUUCCCUCAUUCUGUCCCAUUUCACACGAUCAACAGGCAAUGCUCCUCUGGUUUGGCGGCAAUCACCAGCAUCGCCAAUGGAAUCCGUGCCGGAGCAAUUAAUGUUGGCAUUGGUGGAGGGAUGGAGUCUAUGACCCGGAAUUACGAAUCGCGUGCCAUUCCCACCGUUCUCUGGCCUAGCCUGAAGGAUUCUCCUUCUCAGGACUCCAGGGAUUGCAUCAUGCCUAUGGGCAUCACCUCCGAGAAUGUUGCCUCCCGAUACGGCAUCCUUCGGGCAGACCAGGAUGCUUUAGCCGUUGAGUCACACAAAAAGGCUGCAGCUGCACAAAAUGCUGGCCUAUUCGAUUCCGAAAUCGUUCCAGUGAGAACCCUCACCUUCGAUCCCGAGAACCCUGAAGCAGCCCCGAAAGAAAUCACGGUCACAAAAGAUGACGGCGUUCGUCACGAUAUCUCAGUUGAGAAGAUGGCCAACUUGAAGCCGGCUUUCUCUGCGACAGGCUCAAGCACUGCAGGAAACAGCUCGCAAGUUAGCGAUGGGGCUGCUGCUACUCUACUGAUGCGUCGAUCUACUGCCAUAGAACUCGGGCUGACAUCGUCUAUCAAGGCUCGAUGGGUUGGCACCGCGGUUGCUGGCUGUGCACCAGACGAGAUGGGUGUUGGUCCCGCAGUCGCCAUCCCUAAGCUCCUCCAGCUCCUGGAUAUGGAUGUGUCCGAUGUCGGAACCUGGGAGAUCAAUGAGGCUUUUGCAUCUCAGGCUCUAUACUGCACUCGUAAGCUAGGAAUUGAUGAAACCAAGGUUAACCCCAAGGGCGGCGCUAUUGCCAUCGGCCACCCGCUUGGUGCCACCGGUGCUAGACAGCUAGCAACACUGCUUCCUGAACUGGAGCGCACCGGCCAGGAAGUGGGCGUUGUGAGCAUGUGCAUUGGAACAGGCAUGGGAAUGGCUGGCAUGUUUGUCCGCGAGUAG